Molecule: messenger RNA, 968 nt
Organism: Phaedon cochleariae (mustard beetle)
Lineage: Eukaryota; Metazoa; Arthropoda; Insecta; Coleoptera; Chrysomelidae
Source: the annotation of a GenBank genome assembly
AUUGUCUCCAACUGAAGCUUCAUAAUUCCAAUUCAGCGCUAAGUAUGGCGAGAUCAUUGGACAGAGUGAUCCUCAAAGCUGCACUGUUUGUAGCGAUAAUAGGAUUAUCUUCGGAAACACAUUUAGACAGAAUCCAAAGAAGUGGCACCAGUACAUUAACAUUCCCUGAUGAUUUCAAAUCUUGCAAGGCCGACUCUUCUUCCAAUUCAUCUUGUCUGGUGGAUCUGAUUCAAGAUGCUCUCAUCAAACUUGGAACAAAAGGUAUUUCCUCACCAAUAAACUUCAAUAUCAAUCCCAUGAUCCUAGAUUUCUGGCAUUUCCAUGUUCAAGUGGACGCUGUAGAUACUCACGAAUAUUUCUGGGACCUCAAACAUCCAACACUUUGGAAUGCAACAGUACUCUCUGCCUCGUUCAACAAAUCUAGUCUCACCCUUAAUUUCACUACUUUCCAUGACCAUGUCUCCCAGUAUAAUGGUGGUUACAAGAUUUGGGGCCAACUAUUUUACGACCAGGAUAGUAAACCAGAAGUCAUUUACGGAAAUGGAACAGCAAAUAAGCAUUUCUAUAAUCUAACAUUGGAACACACGAUCACCUUCAUUCCAGCAGAUAUAAAAAACACCCAAUAUUUCUUCGUGGGCUCUUAUGAUCUUAUAAUCAAAGACUUCACUGACGCCACCUUCAACUUCCAGAAUUUGUACAAUGGUGAUCAGACCCUCGCCGGAAAAGCAGCAACUCUAGUGAACGAAAAUGCAGUGAAAAUCGUGUAUCAACAAGUGGAUCAUUUCACCGACUUGCUGGUCACCAUCUUCAAAGGGUACACUCAAACAUUAAUCAGCAGCGUUCCAUCAAGUCAAAUUCUAGCACAUUUGGGAGCAUAACAUGUGCAUUCUAGAGCGAUGUGAAAUAUAUCUAUGUGAUAUAUGUAGAAGUUGAGAAAUUUACGAAAACAUUAAAUUUUGUGGAGACGA